This is a messenger RNA of Schizosaccharomyces osmophilus, 1530 nucleotides long. RefSeq names its product phosphogluconate dehydrogenase, decarboxylating (gene gnd1). The transcript has 5 exons. Gene Ontology annotation, cellular component: cytosol. Bases 1 to 1530 code for a protein of 509 amino acids. Gene Ontology annotation, biological process: pentose-phosphate shunt; pentose-phosphate shunt, oxidative branch. Gene Ontology annotation, molecular function: NADP binding; phosphogluconate dehydrogenase (decarboxylating) activity. The record is from RefSeq and is a predicted model, not a curated record. NCBI's taxonomy places the organism in Eukaryota, Fungi, Ascomycota, Schizosaccharomycetes, Schizosaccharomycetales, Schizosaccharomycetaceae.
AUGUCUCAAACUGCUGUCUGGUAUGGAACCCCUUUGCCCGACAUCGACGAUGUUUUGUUGGGUUCUGUGAUUUAUUUUGGUCUUAUUGGUUUGGCCGUAAUGGGUCAAAACCUCAUUUUAAACGGUGCUGAUAAAGGUUUUACCGUUUGCGCUUUCAACCGUACUGUCUCCAAGGUCGAUAACUUUAUGGACAAUGAAGCCAAGGGCAAGUCCAUUGUUGGCGCUCGCUCUGUCGAAGAGUUCGUUUCCAAGUUGAAGAAGCCCCGUGUCGCUAUCUUGCUCGUCAAGGCUGGCCCUGCUGUCGAUUCUUUUAUCGACAUGUUGCUUCCUCACCUUGAAGAUGGUGAUAUCAUCAUUGACGGUGGUAACUCUCACUACCCCGACACCACUCGCCGUUGUGAAGAGUUGGCCAAGAAGAACAUUCUCUUCGUUGGUUCCGGUGUCUCCGGUGGUGAAGAGGGUGCUCGCCAUGGUCCAUCCUUGAUGCCUGGUGGUAACCCUGCUGCCUGGCCCCGUAUCAAGCCCAUUUUCCAAUCUCUUGCCGCCAAGGCCGGUGACAACGAGCCUUGCUGCGAUUGGGUUGGUGAACAAGGUGCUGGUCACUAUGUCAAGAUGGUUCACAACGGUAUUGAGUACGGUGAUAUGCAAUUGAUUUGCGAAACUUAUGACAUCCUCAAGCGUGGUCUUGGUUUGUCCAUCGACGAAAUCGUUUCCAUUUUUGAAAAGUGGAACAAGGGUAAGCUCGACUCUUUCUUGAUUGAAAUCACCCGUGAUGUCUUGAGUUUCAAGGCCAACGAUGGCAAGUCCGUCGUUGAAAAGAUCGUCGAUGCCGCUGGCCAAAAGGGUACCGGUAAGUGGACCGGUCAAAACGCUUUGGAAAUGGGUACCCCCGUUACUUUGAUUUCUGAAGCCGUCUUCGCUCGUAGCCUUUCCUCCUUGAAGAGUGAACGUCUUCGUGCCUCCGAGAAGCUCCCUGGUCCCACCAACAAGUUCACUGGUGACAAGCAACAAAUCAUCAAUGAUUUGGAGGAUGCUUUGUAUGCCUCCAAGAUUAUCUCUUAUGCCCAAGGUUUCAUGCUUAUGCGUGAAGCUGCUAAGGAAUACGGCUGGAAGCUCAACAAUGCUGGUAUCGCUUUGAUGUGGCGUGGUGGUUGCAUUAUUCGCUCCGUUUUCCUCAAGGAUAUCACUGAAGCUUUCCGUGAAGACCCCAAGCUCGAAUCUAUUCUCUUCCACCCCUUCUUCACUGAUGCCAUCCACAAGUCUCAAGACGGCUGGCGCCGUGUUGUUUCCCAAGCCGCUCUCUUGGGUAUCCCCACUCCUGCCACUUCUGCUGGUCUUGCUUUCUACGACGGUUACCGUAGCUCUGUCUUGCCCGCUGGUUUGUUGCAAGCCCAACGUGACUACUUUGGUGCUCAUACUUUCCGUGUCUUGCCUGAAGAAGCUGACGAGUCUCUUCCCGCUGACAAGGAUGUCCACCUCAACUGGACCGGCCGUGGUGGUAAUGUCAGUGCUUCUACCUACAUUGCCUAA